AUCUGGGCGAGUCUUCUCUUUGCGCACUUUAUAUCAGCCGCUAAGAAGUGCUAUGCCCCUGAUGGAAAGACCACUGCCGACUCGAGAUUCCUUCCAUGCAUUGGAUUCGAUAACGUGGAUUCUAUGUGCUGUAGGCUGAAUGAUACUUAUCCGGAUGUUAGUCAAUCGAAUGGUCUAUGUUAUCGGCCUCAUGCAAACAAGUACUACCGAGACUAUUGCACUGACAAGAGUUUCGACAGUCCGAAUUGCUUAAUCAAACCAUAUAAUGACGCUGACUCUCAUAAAAAUCAAGGCAGAGGAUCCUCGAACCACAACACCGAGGUUACCAUAUGCAAAGACGAAUCAUUUUGCUACGGCAACACGAAUGAAUGCUGCACAGAAGAAAAAGAAUUCACCCUCAACCCAACACUCGUCAGUUUCGACUCGAAUGCUACCGCCACUGCGACAGUGACAGCGAUGUCAUCCUUAGAAAACAGCGACACAAAAUCAUCCAAUAAUAUCGCAAUUGGAGUGGGUGUUGGUGUUCAGUUAGGAGUUCUUGCGAUAGCGAUGCUGGGAGCUGGAUUCUGGUGGGGGAGACAAAAUACACGG
Messenger RNA from Aspergillus ruber CBS 135680, 591 nucleotides. RefSeq lists its product as uncharacterized. The annotation marks the transcript as partial. The record is from RefSeq and is a predicted model, not a curated record. The transcript is spliced from 2 exons. NCBI's taxonomy places the organism in Eukaryota, Fungi, Ascomycota, Eurotiomycetes, Eurotiales, Aspergillaceae.